Molecule: messenger RNA, 2290 nt
Organism: Aspergillus heteromorphus CBS 117.55
Lineage: Eukaryota; Fungi; Ascomycota; Eurotiomycetes; Eurotiales; Aspergillaceae
Product: putative tetracycline-efflux transporter
Exons: 3
Coding region: 280-2079 (599 amino acids)
Biological process (GO): transmembrane transport
Cellular component (GO): membrane
Molecular function (GO): transmembrane transporter activity
Source: RefSeq, a predicted model, not a curated record
GUCUGUCACGUCACCACUACGAUCGAUCCCCUCCGUUACCCAACAUUCGCUCCUUGGGCAAACCGUCCCUGUCAGGGCGAUUGAUAAGCACCCUGCGUUUAGUUAUCUUAGCAUCUUCGCUCUUCUGGUUCCGCGACGCUCUUCCCCCUCUCCCCCCUCCCCCCUUCCCUGCCUCAACAAUGGCUUGAACCUGUCCUGCCCCUUCAGUACCAGAGCUAGCAGAUGUAGCCGCCAGAUCUUUACGCUCUCUAUACACAAAUCCCAACUCCCUAGCGCGAAAUGGCUUCCAUCGUGCCGCCCGUCGAGGGCGAAACACCGCCGCCCACCGUGCAUGCCGAGGUUGAGGUUGACGGGGUAUCGCGUGGGUCGGACGCUUCUCCAGAUGGCCGGAAAGGCACCGUUCGCAUGCGCAUCCACGAACAUACCCCCUUAUUGCAAGGCGCAGACGAGGACGAGGAUUCGGAAUCGGACCAAGACGGUCUGUUAGGUGUGCGACAUGACGUCGCUGAAGAUAACAACUUUUGGCGGUCCUGCAGGAAAUCAAGCAUUUUCUGGAUCCUCCCAUUUCUCCUUGUUUAUAUGCUUGGGUUUGGCGCGACCGCGGUCCCGAAAAUCAACCUGAUGAUGUCUCUGAUCUGCCGAGAUUACAUGGCUAAGAAAGCAACCCAAGAUCCGGGUUUCACCUAUCUUCCCGUCGUCAUUGGGAGCCAUAACUCCCAGUGCCAGACACCCGAGGUACAAUCGUUACUGGCGCAGUUCCAGUUGUAUUUCAAUCUGACGGCAGGCGUACUGUCUGCAUUGGCCUGUCCCCGGCUGGGCCACUUGUCGGAUCGCUAUGGCAGGACUAAGAUCCUGGCCAUCAGCGCGCUCGGGACUGUUCUGGCAGAGGCCAUCACCGUUUUCGUCGCAGCCAGGCCAGACCUCGUGUCGGUGAACGUGCUUCUGCUCGCUGCCUUCUGCGACGGCGUGAGUGGUUCCUUUACGACUAUCAUGGCAUUGUCGAUGUCCUACACCUCCGACUGCACUGCUCCCGCAAAGCGAAGCGUGUCAUUCAGUUAUCUAUACGGCUCCCUUUUCGGAGGCAUUGCAGUCGGGCCACUCAUCGCGGCAUUUUUGAUAAAGAAGACGGGCAAUGUGAUUAGUGUCUUUGAUGCCUCGCUAGCGUUGCAUGCGGUCUACUUUGUGGCGAUCUUGACCGUUGUCCCAGAAUCAUUGCCAAAGGAACGACAGCAUGUCUCGCGAGACAGCCACCGGAGAAAGCUUUCCACCGAGGGCGAAGCGGGAUGGCUGUCCCUUGGGAACCUGAACCCGAAAAACCUCAUCACUCCUUUGUCCGUUUUGCUCCCACCGGUUGGACGUCCGAGUGCUUUGUUCCCCAACCGCCAUGGCGCAAGCCCGCCUUUGCGGAGGAACAUCAUCCUCCUUACGAUCAUCGACACUCUUGCAUUUGGCAUAGGGCUAGGGACAGCCCAGGUGGUCAUCAUCUACGCCGAAUACAAGUUCGGCUGGGGCAAUGUCGAAUCGAGUCUGUUUAUUUCGACCGUCAGCCUCAUCCGGGUCGUCAACCUCUUCAUCGUAUAUCCCCUUGUGACGGCCAUCUUCCGGGAGCCCCCGAGAACGGGGCACAUCGUUUCCGGGUCCAGCACCUACGAGGUUGUUCUCAUCCGGCUAUCCCUCCUUCUAGACACGGUGGGCUAUAUCGGCUAUGCGAUGUCGAAUCAGAGCCCCGUCAUGGUCUUCUCGGGCGUUGUCACGGCAUUCGGGGGCAUGGGUAUCCCGACACUGCAAUCGGCCCUCACCAAACACGUCCCUCGUGAACGAGUAGGGCAGAUCCUGGGCGCGAAGGGCCUUUUGCACGCUCUUGCUCGCGUAAUCGCCCCGUCGGUUUGCAGUCUGAUCUACAGCCUGACGGUGGGUAAAUUUACCCCGGCUAUAUUCGUAUGUCUGGGAACUGUGUUUGGGCUUGCUUUCGGCUGCAGUUUCUACAUCAAAUCACACGUCUCUCUGGAUGACUCUUAUCCAGGAACCUCCCCGGGGGAGGUGAAUGAAGAGGGAGCAGAUAAUGAUACUUUGCUCUAGAAGGUGUCCUGGUCCCUCCUGAUAGCAAGCCCCGAUAUCGGUUCAUACCGGGUUGUUUCCAGGACAGACUUUUUGAAUUUCGGUUAGGUGGCGGUGUAUAUAUGAGUGAAUCUGUGUUUGAAUCUGUACCUCUCUUAGACCAUAUCGCAUGAGAUUCCAGCGAUCUCAAAGAGUAAACACACGAGCAUAAGGAGUGGAUACCUCCGUAGUC